AAGAUUUUCGACGAGGAAAUAAAUCAAAACACUAAAGCUAAGUAUUGCUCCUCUUUUCUGUUUGUCGUCCGGCACAAUACCCGCCGCGAUGGAUACGGGCGAAGGGAAGGGUGGAGGGAAGAAGGGUCUUUGCGCGCAGUGCUCUCUGCCUGGCGACACAGACCAGUGCGUCAAUUGUUUUGGAAAGUGCCGACGGCCAAUACACGUAGACUGCUUGCCCCGCGAGACGGCAGAACGUAUCGAGGUGCUGUUACAGCUACCUAACGCCGUCUUUGUGUGUGACGCGUGUUUGCGCGAGAAAGACGAUGGAAACACGGAAAAAAUUCUGUCGGGAAUUGUCGCGAAACUCGCAGAUUUGUCGUGCAUGUUAAAUUUUGUGAAAAACUUUGAACCGACUGUCAGAAAAGUUGUACGGGAUGAAUUGGCGAGAGACAGGAAGACUUCAACAGUAAGUGACAGCAAGGAAGGAACCCGAAACCGUGUUCAGACGCGAUCAGAGUCGAAGAAAAGGAAAGCUGAGGAGGCAGAGGACGUCGAAUCAAAGAAAAGGAAGGAAGGAGAAGCAGGAGACACAUUGACAGCGUUCGUUACCCCAAAAACGAGCUUUGCGAGUGUGCUGCAGCAGAGAGUUGUUAUGACAGAAGAGGAGCUGAAACAGAAGCAAAGCAAGAAGCCGGAUCCGGUCGUUGUUAUCAAGCCGAAGGAAGGAGUUGUGAUUGAGAACGCCCGGAUGGAAGUGCAGAAAAAAGUCAGUUCCAAAAACCUGAACGUUCAGCGUGUUUACACGAACAAAAAUGGUGAAGUCGUAGUUGCACUAAAGGAUGAGGCUUCCGUUAAGGUGUUACAGGAGAACGUAAAAAAACAGCUUGGAGAGCGGUACGACGUACAGCGGCGGGAUUCCCUGAAACCAACGAUUAAGAUCAUUGGCAUGCCGGAGGAGCUGGAGGAGGACGAACUGCGUGAGACGUUGAUGGAUCACAACGAUUCGUUCGCCAACUUGAAACAUUUCAAACUGUGCAGGAGUUAUCGCAAUGAAAAGUGGAGCUACGACAACAACAAUGCAAUAGUAGAGUUGGACGCUGACACCUACUUUAAGGUUCUGGAUUCUGGAAAGGUGAAUUGCGGUUGGAAGCGUUGUCGUGUCUUUGAUGGACUGCAGGUGCUUAGGUGCUUCAAGUGCAACGGGUUCAACCAUAAAGGAGCUGACUGUAAAGCUGCUGUCAUCACUUGUCCGAUCUGCAGUGGAGCGCACGAACUGAAGGAUUGUAAGGCGGAGACGGAGAAGUGUUCAAAUUGUGAAAAAUUGAAGCAGGAAAAAAAUGUUGACAUCGACGUGGAUCAUGCAGCUUGGAGCAGCGAGUGUCCGGUGUACAGAAAACAGCAGGGACGGCGAAACAAGCUGGUUGACUAUACACAGUAGCAAUUACAACCUGUGGGUGAAAUAUUGUACAUGAACGUAGCGGGAAUGAGGACACACUUUGACGAGCUAAAAGUGAUUAUCGAACAAAACAAGCCAAAAUUAGUGAUACUGACAGAAACGCACUUGACUUUACAACAUAAUCUUGACGACUACGAAAUUGAGAACUACAGAAAAACUGCGUGUU
Messenger RNA from Culex pipiens pallens (northern house mosquito), 1604 nucleotides. RefSeq lists its product as uncharacterized. Bases 89 to 1420 code for a protein of 443 amino acids. The record is from RefSeq and is a predicted model, not a curated record. The transcript has a single exon. Lineage: Eukaryota; Metazoa; Arthropoda; Insecta; Diptera; Culicidae.